Cyclocybe aegerita is the source of this 1107-nucleotide messenger RNA. The record is from the annotation of a GenBank genome assembly. NCBI's taxonomy places the organism in Eukaryota, Fungi, Basidiomycota, Agaricomycetes, Agaricales, Hemipholiotaceae.
AUGUUCCUCUCGUUCUUCAGGCUCAUCAGCCUCGCACUCCUCGUGACCGUCCACGUCUGGGCGGCGGAGAACCAGCUCCAGCGGGUGAACAACUUCGGCACCAACCCGACGAAUGUGGAGAUGUGGGUGUACAGGCCCAACAACCUCGCUGCAAAUCCAGGCUUGAUCGUCGCGCUGCACUACUGCACGGGCACCGCACAGGCGUACUUCACAGGCACGCGCUACGCCGACCUCUCUGACCAGUACAAGAACUUCCUUGUCAUCUACCCUGACGCGCCUGACGGCGGAGGAUGCUGGGACGUACACACGACGGCGACGCUCACACACAAUGCUGGAGGCGACUCGCUUGGUAUCGCGUCCAUGGUUCGCUAUGCCAUCGCCAACUAUGGCGUCGACCCCACGCGCGUUUUCGCCACAGGCACUUCGUCUGGCGGAAUGAUGACCCAGGUGUUGGCGGGUGCCUAUCCCGAUCUCUUCACAGCUGCCUCGGCCUGGUGUGGUGUCCCGUACGGCUGCUUCGCUGGCGCAGGAAUGUGGAACAGCCAGUGCGCUCAGGGUCAAUUGAUAAAGACCGCUCAGGCAUGGGGCGACCAAGUCAGGAGCGGAUACCCUGGUUACACUGGCCCUCGACCCAAGGUGCAAAUCUGGCACGGAACCAACGACGAAACCCUCAACUACAACAACCACAACGAGGCUAUCAAGCAAUGGACGAACGUCUUCGGGUACAGCACACCCGCACAGACCACCCAGAGCAACAGCCCGCUCAACGGCUGGACGCGCUCGACCUUCGGACCCAACUUCCAGGCCAUCAGUGCUCAGGGUGUCCCACACAACAUACCCGUUCAGCCCAACGAUGUUCUCUCAUGGUUCGGCCUUCUUCCUGGGCAAAGCACGACGCAACCCCCAGUCACCACCGCGCCCCCCGUGACGAUUGUUCCUCCGGUUACGACGGUUCCUCCUCCUAUUCCAUCAACCACGACGACCGCAACCGGCCCACUUCAGACCCAGUGGAGUCAAUGUGGAGGCACCGGCUACACCGGACCAACAGUCUGCCAAAGCCCCUUCACCUGCAAUUUCCUCAAUAAUUGGUACUCUCAGUGCCAAUAA